AUGGCGACGAAUGCGGGGCAGGGAAAUUCUGCCAGUCGAGAGGCAGAGGAGGCCAAAGCAGCAAAGGGAAAGAAACCCAAGCCUCCGGUUCGACACCAGCUCCCACCGGGCCCUCGUACCCCCUACGAUUUUUACGACGCCAGGACCCCUCCAGCAAUCCCUGAAGAGUCCGACAACAAUCGAGAGUCGCCCAUUUCCGACUCGGAGCCUGCACCUAAACUCGAGCCUGUCAAGUGUCGAACACUCACACCGCACAGCUACAGCCGGUUGCUCGAUAGUUUCUACUGUAGCCACGCCACAGACGUUGUCAGAGGCGCGACCGAGUACCUUGAAUUUUACGGCAGACAGAGACCCCGAAUGACUGGGUUUGUCGUCAGCAACAUGGCGGCCCCUCAGUUAAUUUUCGUCGAUGGCACCUUCGCCGAGCUGGCGCAGGAGAUGGCCGAGUACGUCCAAAUCGGCGAGCAGGUGAAGCCGUAUCUGGCCAAGGAGCAGAACGAAGAGGCACUACAGGCGAUCAUCGAGGCCUCGCAUGUUCUCAAUUCGAUCCCCGAAAAGGAAUUUACCGGCGCUUACAACCUCCUCAUUCAUUUGGUCCUGCAGUCCAAGGAUCCCCUGAAAUAUCUGCCUCCCCUGUGCGGCAACCUCCAGAAGCCCAUCACAUCGUCCCCGGCCCACGGUUUUACUCUCGCCGCCAAUGCCCUGAGCACGGUAUUCAACCUUCUCGAGCCGGACAACCCCACUCGGUUCAAUGUGCUGCUACAGAUCACACGCUUCAUUCGGCAGCACGGUCAAUACGACCUGCUCAAGCCGCGGUUGGAGAAUUUGGAAGGCUGGUUCAACCUAUGGAACACGAGCGACGAGGACCAGCGGAGGCUGUAUGUUGAGGUGUCGGAUACGGCGGCCGAGGCCGGCGAUGACGAGGAUUCGUACCGCUACCUCAUUAAGGCCAUCGCUACCUUUGGCCGCGAAGACCAAGACGAAAUUACGUCCGAGGAGGCCCAAAAGCUCUCCCUGAAGGCCGUCCGCUUGGCCAUCUCGCACCCCGCCCGGUUCGACUUCCAAGACCUACGCAUCCUUCCCAGUGUACAAGCGCUUGGGGAUUCGCACCCCGUCUAUUCACAACUGCUGGAUAUUUUCAUUGAGCAGGACCUGGAGGAUUACAACGACUUCAAGGACGAGCACGAGGGUUGGGUCGAGAAGGAGAAGCUCGACAAUGAGAAGCUGCAGCGCAAGAUGCGGCUGCUCACCUUUGCCAGCCUGGCUGCCAGCACUCCCAACCGCGAGAUCCCGUACGCCAACAUCGCCAAGGCGCUGCAGAUUCCCUCGGAGGAAGUGGAGAUGUGGACGAUCGAUGUGGUCAGGGCCAAGCUUGUCGAGGGGAGGUUGUCGCAGCAACAAAAGGUCUUCCUGGUGCACCGUACCACCUACCGUGUGUUUGGCGAGAAGCAGUGGCGCGAGCUUGCCACCAGGGUUGACCAGUACAAGUCCAUCGUCGACCAGCUGCUCGUCUUCCUGCGUAAGGGCCAGGCCGACGUGGAAGGUCAGCGUGAACGCGAGCAGCAGGAGCUCGAGCGGAAGUUGGCUGGCGCUGGCAUGGGCGGCGGCCCCGGCGGUGAUCGGCGCCGCCAGCAGAAGCCGCGCACUGAUGAGGAUGACUGA
Chaetomium globosum CBS 148.51 is the source of this 1662-nucleotide messenger RNA. RefSeq lists its product as uncharacterized. Gene Ontology annotation, biological process: cytoplasmic translational initiation. Gene Ontology annotation, molecular function: translation initiation factor activity. Lineage: Eukaryota; Fungi; Ascomycota; Sordariomycetes; Sordariales; Chaetomiaceae. The record is from RefSeq and is a predicted model, not a curated record. The coding region runs from base 1 to 1662 and encodes 553 amino acids. Gene Ontology annotation, cellular component: eukaryotic translation initiation factor 3 complex; cytoplasm. The transcript is spliced from 2 exons.